UGUCACCUGAUUCACACUGAACUUUUUAAAUCUCCCCACCCCCGAGCAGACACACACACACAUUAGGAGACCGCCCACCGCAGACAGCUAAGACCCCCGUAUAGAUUUAAAGAGAGACUGCAUUCAGAGCCUGACGUUCAUUCAAUAGAGCGAUCAUAAGCAGGCUGGCUGGUGCUCGCUCCGUCUCCCUACUCCCCUUCACGCUGUUCCUGUGUCUCUCUCACUCCCUGCUACGUUGAGGAUGUUAAAUCAGAGGAUCCACCCGGGCAUGCUCGUACUCCUGAUGUUUCUCUACCACUUUAUGGAGGAUCACACAGCGCAGGCUGGGAACUGCUGGCUCCGGCAGGCGCGGAACGGCCGCUGCCAGGUCCUCUACAAGACCGACCUCAGCAAAGAGGAGUGCUGCAAGAGCGGCCGCCUGACGACCUCGUGGACGGAGGAGGACGUCAACGACAACACGCUCUUUAAGUGGAUGAUUUUUAAUGGGGGAGCCCCUAACUGCAUCCCGUGCAAAGAAACAUGUGAGAACGUGGACUGUGGACCUGGGAAGAAAUGUAAAAUGAACAAGAAGAACAAACCUCGGUGUGUUUGUGCUCCGGAUUGCUCUAAUAUCACUUGGAAGGGCCCUGUGUGUGGCUUAGAUGGGAAAACCUACAGGAACGAGUGUGCCCUUCUCAAAGCCAGAUGUAAAGAACAGCCUGAACUUGAAGUCCAAUAUCAGGGCAAGUGCAAAAAGACCUGUAGGGAUGUUUUAUGCCCAGGCAGCUCCACGUGUGUGGUGGAUCAAACUAAUAACGCCUACUGUGUGACAUGCAAUCGAAUUUGCCCUGAGCCUACCUCCCCUGAGCAGUAUCUCUGUGGAAAUGAUGGCAUAACUUAUGCCAGUGCCUGCCACUUGAGAAAAGCGACCUGCCUGCUGGGCAGAUCCAUUGGAUUAGCCUACGAGGGAAAAUGCAUCAAAGCGAAGUCCUGUGAAGAUAUUCAGUGCAGUGCUGGGAAGAAAUGCUUGUGGGAUUUUAAGGUUGGCAGAGGUCGAUGUGCCCUCUGUGAUGAGCUCUGCCCUGAAAGCAAGUCAGACGAGGCAGUCUGUGCCAGUGAUAACACGACUUAUCCGAGCGAGUGUGCCAUGAAAGAAGCAGCCUGCUCCAUGGGCAUGCUUCUAGAAGUAAAGCACUCUGGAUCUUGCAACUCCAUUAAUGAAGACCCAGAGGAAGAAGAGGAAGAUGAAGACCAGGACUACAGCUUUCCUAUAUCUUCCAUUCUAGAGUGGUAAAACUUCCAUCACUAUUGGGACAGCCAUUGGGCACGAAAUCAAUGUCCAUACUGUAAAUAAGUGUAUGCUUAUUUAUUUUGGGGAGAAAAAAAAAAAAGUAUACAUAUAGUUGAGUCUCGUAGACAUUUAUUUAUACUGUGUCAUGUUUUAUAAUUUAUACAUAAAAUGUCUGGUUGACUGUACACCUUGUUUUUUGAAGAAGUUUAUUCGUUACGGGAAGAGCAGUGUUAUUUAUUGUGAGGUCUCUUGCUUGUAAAGUAAAGCUUUUCUUUUUUCUUGUGAACUAUGAAAGUCCAUUCCUUAAAACUUACCUAAAAAGAUGGUUUCAUCUUUUUGUUUUAUUGGGGUUAUCUUUUUUCCACUUUAAAAAACUUUGCAUGUUGGUUUCUGUUAUGUUUAUUUAUUGGAUUUUCUUCUUGCCGGUUCUGUACAUAAAAGAUCCCUCGGGUUUUUGUUUACAAGGAAUCUUGACUGACCAAAAGGCAUUGUAACUGACUUAAAUAUACUUCCAGGGUGCAGUGAGGCGAUCUUUAAGGAAACUUCUCCCACUUCACUUUUCUCUGCUUCUGAUCACAUCAUGUCCUGAUGCGAUCUCAAUGUGUUUAGCAUAUAUACUGUACUAUAAGAAUUCCAGACCCAAAGAAAUCGGAUUAUGAAGGUUGUUAAUAGCUACAGAGCUCACUGUAAUAAGAAUAAGGGUUUUAUUUUAUUUUUAUUCUUCUCUUUUGUAACACGCGUGUUUAUCAGGUGUUUCCUUUAAGAUGGUCUUGCAGUACAACCUUCAAAGUUUUGUUUUGCCAAUCAGCAUGUCACUAAAAGUUAUAUCAAAGCUUUAUCAGUUCAAGUUUCUUGCUUUUCAUAAUAGUUUUUUUUUUUUUCUGAUGCAAUUUUAUAUUUUCAAACAUGGCGAGUUAAAUAUAAAUUCAUUUAAAUAUAUAGUUUUGUACUUUUCUACCAUGUAAAUGUGCAAUGUAUAUAAAAGUUAUAAUGUGUAUUUGUAAAUAAAUGAUGAGUGAAAAAAUAAAAAAAAUGGAAUUUUCCCUAGA
Molecule: messenger RNA, 2319 nt
Organism: Tympanuchus pallidicinctus (lesser prairie-chicken)
Lineage: Eukaryota; Metazoa; Chordata; Aves; Galliformes; Phasianidae
Gene: FST
Product: follistatin
Exons: 6
Coding region: 242-1273 (343 amino acids)
Biological process (GO): cell differentiation; negative regulation of activin receptor signaling pathway; multicellular organism development
Molecular function (GO): protein binding; activin binding
Source: RefSeq, a predicted model, not a curated record